Lacerta agilis (Sand lizard) is the source of this 1407-nucleotide messenger RNA. Its product is annotated as vomeronasal type-2 receptor 26-like. The transcript is spliced from 5 exons. Gene Ontology annotation, molecular function: G protein-coupled receptor activity. The annotation marks the transcript as partial. Gene Ontology annotation, biological process: G protein-coupled receptor signaling pathway. The record is from RefSeq and is a predicted model, not a curated record. Gene Ontology annotation, cellular component: membrane. Lineage: Eukaryota; Metazoa; Chordata; Lepidosauria; Squamata; Lacertidae.
AUGAAUGAGAUCAACAAGAACGCUCACCUCUUACCCAACAGCACAAUGUCGGCUAUCUUUGCUGACACUGCUCGCAAUGAAAUAGGAGUCUGUCAGGCAACUAUGGACGUCCUUUUCUUCCACCAGCGGAACCCCCUUAACUACAUACGUGCCAACAAAAACAAGCUAAUGGCCAUCAUUGGAGGGCUCACCACUCGUAAUUCAAAGCAGAUGCCCCACAUAUUAAAUAUCUACAAAGUGCCACAGCUUCACUCCUUCCUGAAACACAUCUGCUUCAAUAAUAGUGCUGGUGAAGAAAUAUCUUUCAAUAAAAAUGGAGACAUGGCAAGUGGAUAUGAUAUCACCAACGUGGUCACAUUCCCCAAUAGAUGUGUUGAGAGUUGCCGUCCUGGACACAGCAAGGUCAUGCAAGAGGGGCAACAGAUUUGUUGUUAUGUUUGCCGUCAGUGCCCUGAACAAAUGAUUUCAAACCUGACUGAUGCAGAUCAUUGCAACAAGUGCCCUGACGAUCAGCAUCCAAACAGGAAUCAGGACCAGUGUAUCUCCAAGCAUAUUGUCUAUUUAGCUUAUGAAGAAUCCUUGGGAAUAAUUCUGGCUUCAUUUGUUCUUUUCCUUUCUCUGAUAACGUUUGUGGUUAUGUGGAUCUUCAUUCAACACCAGGAGACUCCCAUCGUCAAGGCCAACAACUGGAACAUCACCUGCACCCUCCUCAUUUCCCUAUUACUUUGCUUUCUCUGCUCCUUCCUAUUCAUUGGAAAGCCUGGGAAGGUGGCCUGCCUUCUCCGUCAAACAGUGUUUGGGGUUGUCUUCUCCCUGGCUGUUUCUUGCGUGUUGGCAAAAACCAUCACUGUGGUUCUGGCCUUCAUGGCCACCAAGCCAGGAAACAGGAUGAGGAAAUGGGUGGGGAAGAGGCUGGCAGGGUCAGUCAUCUUCCUUUGCACUCUUAUUCAAACUGGCAUCUGUGCACUGUGGUUGGCAACCUCUCCUCCCUUCCCAGAGUUUGACAUGCAUUCACAGACCACCCAAAUCACUGUGCAGUGCAAUGAAGGAUCAGCCCCCAUGUUUUAUACUGUCUUGGGCUACAUGGGGCUUCUGGCCAUCAUCAGCUUCACUGUGGCUUUCUUUGCCAGGAAGCUGCCUGAUACUUUCAAUGAAGCCAAGCUCAUCACUUUCAGCAUGUUGGUUUUCUGCAGUGUUUGGCUAUCCUUUGUCCCCACCUACUUGAGCACCAAAGGAAAAUACAUGGUGGCUGUGGAGAUCUUCUCCAUUUUAGCCUCUAGUGUGGGUUUGCUGGGCUGCAUCUUCUUCCCCAAGCUCUAUAUUAUUGUACUUAGACCAGAAUUGAAUGCCAGGGAUCAACUAAUAAGGAAACGGAAUGGGGAAAACUGGGGUUUAUAUAGAAACAGU